AUGGAACAAAAGACAUGCCACUCGCCGAAGCCUCUAUCGCCAAUUUCUCCGUCUUCCUCUUCGCCAACAUCCCCUUCUUCUUCUGCUCUAGGAACGCUUUUAGAAUCAAACCCAAAUAUCUUUGAAGUCCGGACAAAUAAGGCUAAUGUUGAAUCUGGAUUCUCGUACCAUCAGCGUCUGUUUGAGAACCAUGUGCCUCCUGCUGAAUGGAAGCAAUUUAGCGACGAAAUGGUAGAGGCAUUCGCACUUACAACUUCGGAGAAGAUUGCUGCUUGGACUGUUGGAAUAAGUGUUGGCCUUGUGAGCGCUGUGCCUUUACUGGUCUUUGGCGCCGCACCCGGCUAUUAUGCCGGAAAGGCUGUUAAUGCCAUGUCCAUAGAGACAAAAGUUAAGGAUUACCUGCAAGAGGAAGGGGAGCUGGUCUCUGUUCUAAAACGCUGGAACAAUACCUCAUUCAAAAAUAGGGGACUCUAUGUGCGACUGGCACUUCCAAGGAAAAAAACCAAAGAGGGUUCCAAAUUCAGUAGCGGAACUUUUGAUUCUCUCCUAUCUUUUGGUUCAAAACGGAAGGGGAAGGGGAAAGAUGGUUCCCAGGACGGAGAUGACAGCGGAGAGAGGGAUAAGAAAGAGGAGAAGAAACUGCACAACCGAUACAGGUUGAUUAUUGAGGUUGUGGGGGUUGAACCGAAGCAAAAGUCUUGGAUUGAACGUGACAAUAAUAUCCCCCUCCCCAAGGGUAUGAUGGAGCUGGAAGGCAAUGAUGGGCACGUUGCUGUCCCAGCAUAUUCUCCACGGGGGACUCCACCCUAUAUAAGUAGCUCACACCCGGCAGAACUUGAGCCAGCAUCGGUUAACCGGAGAGCAGAGCUUGAUGGUGGACCUAGGAAUGGAGCUUCCGCAGAGCUUGAAGGGGGAGGCAGGGUGGCCGAACUUCCUGGAGCGUCAAGCAAACCGAUCUAUGAACUUGCUUGA
This is a messenger RNA of Microsporum canis CBS 113480, 972 nucleotides long. RefSeq lists its product as hypothetical. NCBI's taxonomy places the organism in Eukaryota, Fungi, Ascomycota, Eurotiomycetes, Onygenales, Arthrodermataceae. The record is from RefSeq and is a predicted model, not a curated record. Bases 1 to 972 code for a protein of 323 amino acids. The transcript is spliced from 2 exons.